AUGGUUGGAUGGAAAGAUAGAAAGUUUAGAAAUUUAUACUAAAAUCCUGUCACCGUUAAAGUUAAACACUCUUAUAAUGCCCUGGAAAGUAGCUGAAGUUGAGACACAGGAGGAAGAAGCUACUGUAAAUCUGCUGAGAAGGGAACAAAGUGGUGCUUUGUACAAGGUUGAUGAACUUGCAAGAAUCACAUCAGAUGAAAAAGUUGAUUUCAGACCACUAGUCACGUCAAGUGCAGUAUCUGCUGGAGGGAUCUCGUUAUCACUGUUCAAUGAAAUCUUUAUAUUUCACGGUGAGCAUUCAAAUUUCAUAUCGACUGUGUCAUUUGAAAGCAAUGUCGAUACAAUGGCAUGGUGCCCCGAUUCAGAAUUCCUGGUCAUUUGUGACAGUUCCGGAACUAUCCAUUUCUUUUCUAUUACUCUUGGAGACAUAGUGUUCACUUCCAACCUAGUCGAGGUCUCGGAGGAGAAGUUGCAUUGUGACUCUUAUUUCAGUCAUUCCAUGUUCGCCAGCAGUCAAGAAAGGGACGGUGUUAAUCUUACGAUUUUGUCGCAUGACUGUUGCGUGUUCUCUUUCAAAGAUCUCCCCUUACGCGAAUUGUCGAAGGCACUUGAAUCAAAUGACCUAGCUUCCAUCGGUAAACUAAAAGAAGACAUCCAAAUGGAAAUCUUAAAAGUUUCGGAUGUGCACGAUAACACCGGUUAUUUUGUGCAAACACCUGGUUUAAAAUCUUCAUUGAUCUUGUCCGGAGCAGGACGUGCUGCGAUCAGCAUGUGGAGUGAUCAAAGUUUAGUGGAUAUAAUUGAAGCAAACUUUUUGGAUGGUGCCUUCGUGAAAAAGUGUGAUGUAAGCCUUGAUGGUAAAUACAUACUUAUCUUAGAUGGAGAGUCAAACCUAACCAUGUGGGAUACAAAUGCGUUAAUAAUGUUGUCAGUUCCUUGCCAUGCAAUUAAAGAUUUCAUUUUGACAAGCAGCAGUGCAACAUUUGAAACUGGUACCACAACAUCGGACUCGGGGCAAGUUAUAACGUUAUCCGAAACCGUCGAUGGUGAAGGGAAAAUGCAAAUCUACCAAUUACCAAAUUUUGAAGAAAUAUUUUCAAAAGAGGUUGCCAAGAGCUGUUCUCUUGCUAAGUCUAAUUUGCAAGAAAAAGUGAAUUACACAGAAGAGUAUGUCGGCGAUGCUAGCAAUAACAAUAUCCAAGGUCUUGCGUUCAAAUGUCUCUCAGAAUCAUCUCCAGAGCACCGUGUUUACAACUUGAUUAGAAAGAAGAAAUUUGAUGCUGCUUUGGAAUUUUCAAACGUUUUUGGACUGGAUGUUGAAUUUGUUUACAAAGCAAAAGCGAGUACGAUUUUAGCUGACAUACCCACUAAGAUCUCGGAAAGUGAUAGCAAUGCUAAGGACAAAUUGCUGUCAGUGGAUCAACUGAUUGAUGACCUUGAAGAAACCCUUCAAAACGUACGCAGUAUUGAAUUUUGUGUUGAGUGCUGUCUUACAGCUUCACCACCUCAACUGCGGCAAGUUCAUCGGUUGCUUUGUUUUGCUAAAGACAAAAUCAGUAAGGAUUUUGGUAAAAGCAAGAACAAGCACAGCAAAGAGAUGAAUAAUGUUCUGUUUUCGAUACACCGCCUCGAGACGUUCCGGAUGGUUUUUGGAGAUUCUAAAUUCAGUGGGCAUAAAUGGCAACUGUUUUCAACUGGAUGUAUGUUCAGCAAAGUGACACAAGCACUUAGUGAGGGCAAAUUAUCCAAUGCAGCGGUCAUUUGGGUACGUCACCAUACUGAAUUUGAAAGUGCCUUUUCGUGCGAAAAAUUGCAAAAACUUUUGGCAUCUGUUAGAUCAGACUUACCAUCUUCGAGUAUCGUUUCAUGGAUGAAAUCGUAUCUUGUUCCUUUUAUCAUAUGUUCAGUAAGUGAUCGAAAAGCUUUGUUUGUUUUGGCUUCCUGGCUCGAGCAGCGAGUAAUUUCCUUGGAAAUUGCAGAAAAAGAGAACUGGCCUAACAAUGGGCUUGAAAUGGCCACGCUUUUGUUUGACGUCGUAUCGAAAUGCAUAGACGAGAACAGCAACUACAUGAAUGUUCCAACACCAGUUAUUGUCAGCCAAGACUAUGGUUCUGCUCUUGUUCAUGUAUCUCUGAAAGACAAGGAAUCGAACCCGCUAUCAUCAUUGGCACUAUUGGUUGAACAUUUAACAGAGUUAAAGAAGCUUCAUAUCAACUACCACUGUAAACUCCCUUUGGCAGAGUUCACAAAGGAGACUCCAACUGGAAUUAUGUUCAAAAUGUUGGACUGUGUCUUGGCUCUGACUUUAAUUCCCAACGUCAUCAACAACCAAAUCGCACAAUAUGGGGUACAACAUGGUUUCCAAAUUGAUGAUGUUCUUUUGAAGUAUAUCAGUUACAAAACGAAGCAGGUUUAUUCAUCUAUUUCAUCAAAUAGUUACUAUGAAGAUCGGUUUGUCGAAAUAACCAGGUGUAUCAGGACGAGGGCAAAACGACUUGAGGCUAUUCUGAUGCUAAUGUCCUGGGCAUCAGUUCCUUGGAGACGCACGAUUGAGGAAAUGGUUCGCAAAGCAAUGAACGACGACCCAUCAAAUUCAAGUUUACAAAUGAGCUAUCGCUUGAUGGAGAUAAAGAAGAUUUUAAGCCACUAUAACAUUCGUGACAUCGAACUCUCUAGUGACUUACAUCUUAAAAACGUUCUUAAAUAUAUGCUUGGAACGUCGCACGAGACCGCAUUGCAGGAUGCAUUGCGAAUUGUUGAGACCUAUCAUUGCAUGUGUGAAGAAGAUAUCUAUGUCAUCAGGCUUAGAAAUUUGUGCUUAAGAGGUUUACCUAACGAGUGCGUGCAAUUGUUGGUGGAUGUUGACGACUCGAAGGUCAUGUCCGUCGCCAAUUACUUUCUUACAUGGGUGCUACUUGUUGUCGAUGUUUAUGCCGACGACGUAGAUGACCGAAGUGAGCGCAAAUUGGUUAUCCAGGCCGGUAUCCAAACUUUGGAGUUUCUACAAAACAUUGGUGAGCUUACAGAUGAAACCAAAGUUACCCUCAGUACUCUGAAGAGCAUUCUUGCACUUGAAAAGGAGUUUUCAAUAUUUGUUACCUAUCAAAACUACAGCGAUGCAGAGACAAGUAACGAGAUACUUUCCGCUCAUCUGAAGAAAAGUAAUAUUCCGAUACAAAGCUUUGUCGGGAUACAAGAAGGUGCCCUGGACAAACUAUCGCGGUUAGCUAGCCUGUUUGGGUUUUCUCUUUUGCAGCUACAAAACAAGAUUAUGCUUCAGUAUAUUUCUGACGAUUCGAAUUGUUUGGAGUCAUUUACUAUGUCAAUUUGCAAUGCAUGGUUGAAUCUGAAUAUGUAUGAACUGUCAAGCGAGGACGUUUUUGCUCUAUGCAUGUCCUUCCUGAAACAACAAGUUACCGAUGGUAAAGAUAUCUUUUCAUCAACAGAUUUCAAUGUCCCUGCGAUGACUUAUAUGUUAGCUUGCCGUGCAGCAACGAAUUGUGAAUCAAUCUACCUCAACGAUUAUUUGGAAUUGUGUAGAGUGUGUUGGCUGUCAAAUAUGCUCUAUGUAAGUUGCGAAAGUGGUGAUUUUAGUCUAUCUACAUCAACUUGUGGAGAAGAUUUACUUCUACUGUGGAACACUGCCAGCCGGUUUCGAGAUAAUGGUUUUGUUUUAGAUAUUAACUCGGCAUUUCCGCUUUACAACACAUUUGUUAAGUCAGUCCUGUUGGCAGUUAAUAGUCCCGCUGAGCAUUUGGAAAGUCUUGGAGUUGCAUGCCGAGAUUUGGUUGUUCACUUGGAAGAAAACAAUCUGCACGAACUAGCUUUACAUUAUGCUCUUUGCUCACUACGUCAUCUUCUUGUCUUCGCCUCACGUGAUGAGAUUGCACUGUCUACAGUAAAUGAAGAUGAGAAACAAACCCCGAGAAUAGCAUUGCUACAUCAAAUGGGUGUACAUGGUGUUCAACACGUUUCUUCAAUGUUACUCAACCUUGUAUCGAAGGUUAUGCAUGACAGUUCUAUUGACUACAGCGUUGCCCUUGGUUAUAUAAGCUCCGUUUCCGAAGAUGCUGCACUACAAAAGUUAAAGAUUGAUUUUGCCGUAGAUGAAGGGCAUGACCCAUCCCAGGCUAUUGCAGCCUUCAAUGUUUUUUUGGGUUAUGCUAAAUGCUUCUGCGAUGAGAAAAUGGUCAAUGCUGUCGAGGAAUUGUACUCAGAUGCGUUGUGGCACACAAAGCUCCAGAAACUCGGCAUUACUUGUGAGAAAUUGUUGAUUGGUGAAACGAAAGAAGUUAGAAAAGUCCUCGAACUUCUGCUAGAAAAACCUGCAAUCGAUGUUGCAAUCAUUGUGGAAUUUUGCAAGUGUUUUUCCAUCGAUAUUAACGAUACUUUGCAUACCUAUGUCAAAUUCAAUUUAGCGGGAAGUUGUUUGCUUGGUGAUACAGCAGCCCUUAGCGUUCCCUCUGAUUCUUCAAGCGCCAUCAUCAAGUUCCAAGAUAAUCUUGUCCGUGCCCUCGACUAUAUGUCAAAACAGUCAAGUGUGUCCGAGUUGCUAGCCUUGCUUAAAGAUAUCCUUAUCUCCCUUCCUCUAUAUGAUUACGAGCGAGUGUUGAUAGUUUUGGAUGAAAUUAUCAAAUUGUCUAGCAAUGAAGAUCAAGAGAUUUUUCGAAGACAGUUGGAAGUACUGAAUAUUUUAGCGAACUAUACGCGCAUCGCUGUCCCGUCCGAAUAUGAGGAACAUUAUCAAGCUAAAGAGUUAUCGUUUGGUGCGAAGGAGCAUCCUGUCCUUCCCAAAAGCUUAGCGGAGAAAAGACUACCGUUUCACCCACUGUUUUCUGGUAAGCCUUGGAAAAUUAUUGCACCGGAGCUAAAUGACUGCACUAUCACGAAGCUACUUCGACUUUGCCAAAUUUUGAAGAUGCAGGAGGAUCAAGCGUAUGUCGUUGCUGCGAACAACUUGGUUUCGUCAUGUUUGCGUGAAAAGCCUGCAGAUGAAGGCGCGUCUGACAAUCCUUGCUCAAGUAUUUACUUCGAAAAGGCAGCUAGUCUUCUUUCAGCAGUAAGAAAUCCCGAGUUAGCAGUGAAGACAGGAUUGACUCUGCUCUCCAGAUGGCCUCAGUCCGAAGAAAGAGUGAAAGCAGCCAGUGCUUUAGUUGAGUUAGUCCAGCAGUGGAAAUCAAAUUGCCAAGGUGAAGAGUUGCAACUAGCGGAAAAAGUUUUAAAGACCACCAAAGAUUUAUGCCAAGAAAUUGUCAUCCAACAUAUUCUGCAUUCGAACGGUGUGACAGAUGAGAGUUCCUUUAACCUGAAACGAAAGCCUGUUAAGCUGAUCUUCCAUUUGUAUGAAACAUAUGGUUGCGUACCGGACGAAACGCGACCCAAUGUCCACAAGAUUGCUGAAGAAGUUGCUGCAGCAAGUGAUCUAAAUAUCACGAAAGUUCGCAAUCGUCUACUUAUGGAGUGGCAGCCGUCGUCUUCUUCACGAGGCAUAAGAUCUGCAGAGAAUUCCACAGUUGAAAAGCAUGUAAAAGAUCGGGAUAAUCUUAAGCGAGUCGUGUAUCUUAUGCAAGCAGAUUCCAUUCAGAAGAACGCACUUUUCCUGUUAAACUUUGCCUAUAGACAAGGACCAUCAAAGAUAACAUACGAAAGCCGAGUUAAGGCAAUGAAAUUACUCUUUAAUAUUGCGUCGCAAGAAAUUAUUGAGUCUGUUGCUAGUGGUUCCAUAGAUGAGCUCAAGAAUUACAUGAAAUCUUUAGUUUAUCUUUCGGAAUUGGCGCACUUGCAUUUAAAUCAGACCGUCGAGUCGUUUCAACGUUGCAACAAAGAAGGUUUAGUGAAAGGCUUGUGGAAGAAUCACAAAGAUAAUGCACAUGCAAUUUUAUUGAUUGCUGAUAUAUGUUUAGAUUCAAAGAUUUCCGACCCACAUAUUUGGACAAACAUCCUUCGACAGCUCUUUCAUCUUGGAUUGAUCACGUACUUGAGUAACCUUUUGCCUCGUCUCACCCAAUUUCCAAACCUUUGGCAGGCAUCCAACCUUUUAAAGGUGUGGACAGAUCUUGCAAUUCAGACGUUGGAAAAAGCUGUUCACCCAUUAUCGCCGGAGGAGGUAGAAUUCUGUCAAAGGUCCAUGCAAUUGCUGCAGAAGUGUCCAAUCAUGACUGAAGUAAUUACUUUGUCGCUCUUCAACAAAUUGUUGGAACUUCGUUUGCAUUCCUAUGCACUUGCAUGUUUAACGUUACUUCAACCAAAUGUCAUCUUCCCUAGCCUUACGAAGCUGAUGUCUGUUACUACUCCAAAAGAAAUCCUGGACGUAAUAUCCAAAGAACGGUCUUUAGGACAAUGUUACGUUAAUCCGGACGCUGUUGAAUCUCUUGUCUUUGACUUUUUUUACGCUUCUGAUUCGUACAAAGAUCUACAAGACUCGGAACAUUACUUCAAGUUUGCCGACUACCUAAUCAGAAAGAGCAAAUUUUCCGCGAUGGUCAUGACUUUAGUAAAGAACUACGAGCUUAAAGCUGCCAUAGAGUUAGCGCUCCAUUAUGACAGGCAUGCUUUUCCAUUGAAGAAUGAAAGGCCUCAUUUUGAUGUCAAACCACCUGUAGCUGGUUUAGAGGAUUUAGUGGCAUUUUUGAAGAAAUUUGCAUUGUUGAAUGAAGCAGCCCCAUACCUACCUGAUUUUGAACGACUGGCCGUUGUCGAAGAUGAAAAGCCCAAGUUGGCUUCAGACAGUUGUAAUAUAGCGGAAGAUGAAUUUUUCGAUGUCUUUUGAAUGGGAACGCAACAUAUAACAUUUUUCAUGGGUUACCAUAUUUUCUUCAGUACUUUUUAUACAACGUAAUUUGUUAGUUAAUUAUAUGUCGUUUAAAGCCCCGUUUACACUACAGUCAAUUUAUUGGCACGGCACAGCUAAAAUGGGUACGCGUACCCAAUUUUAUUAGUGCUCAGGCUACCAAAGGACUUGGUGCGUAUUAAAUGGGCACGGGUAUGCUUUUUAGCCGUGCCGUGCUGAUGAAUUGAGUGUACUGUAAACAGGGUUUAAUUGCAUUGGGCUUACUAUAAUGGCGUUUGCAUGAAUAUUGCAUUUUUUGCGUGGAUAAGAGACUCGUAUCAUAUUGACAA
Molecule: messenger RNA, 7119 nt
Organism: Dendronephthya gigantea
Lineage: Eukaryota; Metazoa; Cnidaria; Anthozoa; Malacalcyonacea; Nephtheidae
Product: kinetochore-associated protein 1-like
Exons: 2
Coding region: 77-6769 (2230 amino acids)
Biological process (GO): protein localization to kinetochore involved in kinetochore assembly; mitotic sister chromatid segregation; mitotic spindle assembly checkpoint signaling
Cellular component (GO): RZZ complex; cytoplasm; kinetochore microtubule
Molecular function (GO): small GTPase binding
Source: RefSeq, a predicted model, not a curated record